This is a messenger RNA of Cheilinus undulatus (humphead wrasse), 2903 nucleotides long. RefSeq names its product solute carrier family 13 member 5b (gene slc13a5b). Gene Ontology annotation, biological process: monoatomic anion transmembrane transport; citrate transport. The record is from RefSeq and is a predicted model, not a curated record. Gene Ontology annotation, cellular component: membrane. Gene Ontology annotation, molecular function: succinate transmembrane transporter activity; citrate transmembrane transporter activity; sodium:dicarboxylate symporter activity. Lineage: Eukaryota; Metazoa; Chordata; Actinopteri; Labriformes; Labridae. The transcript has 12 exons. Bases 1 to 1797 code for a protein of 598 amino acids.
AUGGUGCGAAAGCCUUCUUUUCUUCGUUUUCCCUUCAGGAUGGCAUUCUUCAAAUAUCUUCGCUCUGUUAAGGACGACUUCAUUCUCUUUUUGACUCCAUUUAUUCUUCUUCCUCUGCCUUUAGUGAUUGGGACAUCGGAGGCAGAAUGUGCCUACGUGAUCAUCCUGAUGGCUGUUUACUGGUGCACAGAGGUCCUUCCUCUGGCUGUGACUGCUCUGCUCCCAGCCCUCCUCUUCCCCCUUUUUGGCAUUAUGACAUCCAAAGAUGUGUGUAUGCAGUUCCUGAAAGACACAAACUUGUUGUUUGUGGGGGGGCUGAUGGUUGCAGUGGCCGUGGAGCACUGGAAUCUACACAAGCGCAUCGCCUUGAGGGUGCUGCUUCUUGUUGGUGUGCGUCCAGCCCUAUUAAUGUUGGGUUUCAUGGGUGUCACUGCCUUUUUGUCCAUGUGGAUAAGCAACACAGCAACCACUGCCAUGAUGGUGCCAAUCGUCCAAGCAGUGCUGGAGCAGCUCAACAACACUGAUGCAGAGUUUCCUCAGAUCCUCAGCUCAGAUGAGCAGGUCCAGACAUCAGAGAGCGAUACUAAGCAGCCUCCACAGACAGAGAAACAGAACGACGGGCAAGGUCCAUUGGUGGUGACAUUUUUGGAUGCCAGCGUGGAGGCUGCCCGGCAAAAAGAAGCAGCAGAAAGGAGGAAAAUGUGUAAAGGGAUGACACUGUGUGUUUGCUAUGCUGCCAGCAUCGGAGGCACCGCCACACUGACAGGAACUGGACCUAAUCUAGUCCUCAAAGGCCAAAUGAACCAACUCUUUCCCGAAAACGGGGAUGUGAUUAACUUUGCCUCCUGGUUCGGCUUUGCCUUCCCCAACAUGAUCCUCAUGCUCACGUUGGCCUGGCUUUGGCUGCAGUUUGUCUUCAUGGGAUUCAACUUUAAGAAGACAUGGGGCUGUGGGGCUGUGAAGACAGAGAAGGACAUAGCUGCCUAUAAUGUGAUCAGGGAACAGCAUCGUCUGCUGGGGCCCAUGACAUUCGGCGAGAUCAGUGUGCUGGGUCUUUUUAUCCUGCUGGUAGUACUGUGGUUCACGAGGGACCCAGGUUUUGUUCAUGGGUGGGCCACUACUAUCUUCAAUUCCAAAGCAGAGUAUGUGACAGAUGCUACAGUGGCAAUCUUUGUUGCUAUUCUUCUGUUUGUUCUGCCCUCUAAACCUCCACGACUUUGCUCUCGGAGGUCUCAUAGUUUUGAUACAGUUCCCCGUCAAUCCUAUGGCCCAACUCCACGUCUACUCACCUGGAAAGUUGUCCAAAAGAAGUUACCCUGGGGCAUUGUGCUUCUUCUCGGAGGAGGUUUUGCUCUGGCAAAGGGCAGUGAAGAUUCAGGGCUCUCAAAGUGGAUGGGAGAUCAAAUGACCCCCCUGCAAACCAUCCCUCCCUGGGCGAUAGCUAUCAUCUUGUGCCUACUGAUUGCUACCUUCACUGAGUGCACCAGUAAUGUGGCAACAGCAACGCUCUUCCUACCUGUCUUAGCCUCAAUGUCUCAGUCUAUUGGGAUGAAUCCACUCUACGUCAUGGUGCCUUGUACACUGAGUGCCUCUUUUGCCUUCAUGCUGCCUGUUGCUACGCCUCCAAACGCUAUAGUUUUCUCCUAUGGAUACCUCAAGGUUGCUGACAUGGCCAGGACAGGAAUUGUCAUGAACAUCAUCGGCAUCAUUUGUAUCACUCUGGCCAUAAACAGCUGGGGCAAGGCCAUGUUUGACCUGGACUCCUUCCCUGCAUGGGCGAACGUCACAGGGGUUUGAGCCUGGUUCUACCACAGGAGAUGAUCCAUGCACACCCUGCCCUCCCUCUCUACAUGUGCCGGACAAAGACCUCUGGUCAGAGCGACAGCACAACACCACAUGGUGGAUUACGGGCUUCUGAUUGCUGCUAGAUUACAAGCUCCUCAAUGCUUGUUUUCACUGACACCUGCGUGCUGCUUGUCAAAGACAGGGGUGAUGAAUGCGAAUGAAAGAAGUGUGGUGAAAUAAUUUUUUAUGACAUUUUUAUUUAUAUUUAUGUAUAGAGAGACUUUCAAACCUUAUAAGCUGCCAUCCUUGAAACAGCAUUCAGCUCCACUCAUUUAAUAGGAAAUCAAAGGAAGGGCUAAUCUGAGGUCAGAGUUAUUAUAAAGUUUUUACAUAGUUUAGCUACAUCUAGAUAGAUAAGAGCCACACUUUAACUGAAGAGCUUAACUCAGCACAUUUACUCAAAAAUGGCUUUUUUAUGUUUUUCUGCAGGGUUUUCUUUUUUGCUUCAACACAGUUAAAAACUCACCCCUUUACUUUAUUCAUCUAUAUCAUGUUAUUUCCUAUAUUUCUAUUGAUUUUAGAUUGACUUCAAAUAAAUUAGCCCUAUUUCAGCAAAAUAUAAAAAAAAUGUCAUCCAGUUAAUUACAAAGGGUAUAACUCUCAUAAGUGAUGCCUAAUAAGUACAUUUAUCAAUAAUAUAAUUAUUUUUAAUUUUUUUUACUUUGGGUAGAAAUUGAAUACAAGAAUGUGACUGGCAUAUUUCUGUCAUUAUUCUGGUUCAGCCUCUAUCACUGUGUUUAACAACAGCUGCGUAUGCUUCUUUGAUAUUUACAGAUACUGGGAUAAAAUGUACAGUAGACAAGCAACUGACACAUAACUAAACAUGUUCUUUUGCUCCCUUUGUAUCCAGAUUGACCCUUGUGUUGACACAUUCUGUAUCAGGGCUGAUGCAUUACAUUUCCAGCAUCAGUUGAACUUUGAAAUGUGUCAUCGAUACACAGCAGGAAACAUGUGCUUUAAACAAACAAAGUGUAAUGUAGAGCAGACACAUUUUUGAUAUUUUGGAUCAAUACAUUUUGUGCUGGCAUUGUGAAAUGUCUCACUGCAGUAUGAUUUCU